Messenger RNA from Rhipicephalus sanguineus (brown dog tick), 378 nucleotides. Its product is annotated as adult enhancer factor 1-like. Gene Ontology annotation, biological process: regulation of transcription by RNA polymerase II. The transcript is spliced from 3 exons. The coding region runs from base 1 to 378 and encodes 125 amino acids. Gene Ontology annotation, molecular function: RNA polymerase II cis-regulatory region sequence-specific DNA binding; DNA-binding transcription factor activity. NCBI's taxonomy places the organism in Eukaryota, Metazoa, Arthropoda, Arachnida, Ixodida, Ixodidae. The record is from RefSeq and is a predicted model, not a curated record.
AUGUGUGCCUACGCGACGUCAAACCGAACCAACAUGAAGAAUCACCUGAGAAUACACACGGGCGAGCGUCCGCACAAGUGCAACAUCUGCGGCAAAGCCUUCAUGCAGAAGGGCAACCUAGUCACGCACCUCCGCGUCCACACCGGCGAGAGACCUUUCCAGUGCCACCUCUGCCCCAGCACCUUCAGACAAAAGAUAACCCUCAUGGCUCAUGUGCAGACGCACACAAAAAGUGGUGGCAGGAGCACAAAACAGAUAUCAGCAAGACCCACCAGGUGGCAGCACGGUGCCAAUCAGCGGCUAAACAACUCCUCUAUGUACAAGUGGGACAACAUUUUUCGCUUGCCAAAAACAGUGGAAGCGCCCCUGAAAGUGUGA